AUGGCCAAAGGUAUAAAGAGACCACACCUUAUCGACGAUCCCUUCCAUCACCGUUCAUCAUCUUCCUCCAUCCUAUCACCCUCAUUCCCCUUCAUCCUUCGAAACCACGCGCACACAAUGACUUCAGCUCUAGCCACUGCGUGGGUGGGCACGCUGCUCAACCAAGCGUCCAGCGGCAAGCUCUUCCCUCGUCCCGAUCAGCGCUCCGACUUUGUCGUCCCGUCCUCACUUGUCUCUGGCACAGCCUCUUCUUCCGCCCACAUUUCAGAGACAGCCACCCUGUGCGAAUCUUGUCCCGAAAAAUCCAAGUCAGCCAUCCCGCAAGACUCCACCAAUCUUCAUGAUGUCGGCGGUGUCGAUAUCGAAGCGGCACUGACUCAAGCACAGGGCACCGACACCGUCGCACGUGUCGUCAGUAACGCCAACGAGAAGCUCUCCUCCACAUCCAGCAAAUCCAACACCUCGGACGACCGCAUCAUCGUAGGAUGGUAUGGCGACGACGAUCCCGAAAACCCACGCAACUGGUCCUCCCGCAAAAAGGCCUUUGUCACCUUCCUCAUCGGUCUGCUCACCUUUGGCGUCUACUCGGGCUCAGCCAUCUACACACCUUCCAUCCCAGGCGUCAUGCAGGAGUUCCAUGUCAACCUCACACAGGCCACCCUCGGUCUCUCCCUCUUUGUGCUCGGCUACGGUAUCGGCCCCAUGGCGCUUUCCCCACUCAGCGAGAUCCCCGCCAUCGGACGCAACUGGACCUACAUCCCGAGUAUGAUCAUCUUUGUCAUCUUCAACAUUGUCGCUUCGCUCGCUCCCAAUUACAGCACCCUCAUGGCCAUGCGUUUCUGGACCGGCUUCUUUGGCUCUCCGGCGCUCGCUACGGGUGGUGCAAGCAUCGCCGACAUGUACGAAGGUGUUGGUGUAGCGUUCCCCAUUGCCAUUUGGGCUGUAGGUGCCGUGUGUGGGCCCGUACUAGGCCCCGUCAUCGGCGGAUUCUCGGCCAUGAACCUGAAUUGGAGGUGGCCUUUGUGGCUGCUUACCAUCCUCUCUGGUGUCACGACAAUCGUUCUGGCGCUCUUGUUGCCGGAAACUUUCGAAGGACAUAUUCUUUUGCAGCGCGCUAAGAGGCUCCGUGCGCUCACCGGAAAUACGCGUCUGCGCGCACAGAGCGAGCUGGACCAACAAGCCACAACCGUCCUCGCCAUCACCAAGGAAGCGCUCCUCCGCCCUCUCAUCAUCUCUAUCGAGCCCGUCGUCUUCUUCUCAAGUUUGUUACUCGGACUUGCCUAUUCAUGCUUUUACUUAUUUUUUGAGGCAUAUCCAAUUGUGUUCAUCCAGAUGCACCACUUCAAUCUGGGCGAGUCAGGACUGCCGUUCCUCGGACUAGCCGUCUCCGGAGUAGUCACUUUGUUCGGUUACCUCUGGUACCUCAAGAAGUUCUUCAACCCGCGCUUUCUCGCCAAAGCCCAAAAGGGGAUCAUCAUUCCCGAGGACCGCAUCAGUAUCGCACUGUUCGCAUCGUUCUUCGUCCCCGUCGCCAUGUUUGGAUUCGGAUGGACCAGCAGGGAAGAUAUCCACUGGAUCGUUCCCAUCAUCUUUUCGGCGUUGCUGCUUCCCGGAGUGUUCCUGCUGUUCCAGAGCUUGCUGGUGUAUCUGCCAAUGUCGUAUCCCAAGUACGCAGCUUCCGUGUUGGCAGCGAACGCCUUGAUCAGGUCGACCAUGGCGGCCGCUUUCCCGCUGUUCGGGCAUGCGCUUUUCAAGAACCUUGGUGUAGGUGGGGGUAGCAGUCUGCUGGGUGGCAUCUUUGCGUUCUUGAUCCUGCCGCUGUGGGGUCUGCAGAGGUACGGGCACCUGCUCAGGAAGCAUUCCAAGUACGCACAUGUCUAUUAG
Molecule: messenger RNA, 1884 nt
Organism: Pseudozyma hubeiensis SY62
Lineage: Eukaryota; Fungi; Basidiomycota; Ustilaginomycetes; Ustilaginales; Ustilaginaceae
Product: cycloheximide resistance protein
Exons: 1
Coding region: 1-1884 (627 amino acids)
Biological process (GO): xenobiotic detoxification by transmembrane export across the plasma membrane
Molecular function (GO): fluconazole transmembrane transporter activity
Source: RefSeq, a predicted model, not a curated record